Helianthus annuus (common sunflower) is the source of this 720-nucleotide messenger RNA. RefSeq lists its product as uncharacterized. NCBI's taxonomy places the organism in Eukaryota, Viridiplantae, Streptophyta, Magnoliopsida, Asterales, Asteraceae. The transcript has 2 exons. Bases 85 to 504 code for a protein of 139 amino acids. The record is from RefSeq and is a predicted model, not a curated record.
CAUUAGCGAAUUAUUGCUCUAAUAAAGUCUUCCACAACAAACCAUCAACCGGAGAACCGUCUGCAACAACCACCGGCGUCGUGUAUGGCUACUGAAGCUGCUUCAUCUGCUACGCCGCCACCACAACCGCCGCCGCCGCCACCCCGUUACAAGUUCAUCCGGCCUCUUCUCCUCGCUGCCAGUUUUUCCAUCGGAGCUUACCUUUACACAACAACAAAUAAGGAGGAAAAGAGGGAGGGAGAUGAGCCUGUAACUGCCGUUUCCUCAACUCUUGCAUCCACCAACACAUCAACUGCUUCAGUGGGCCAUAGUUCAACAUCACCUCCGGCCAUCCGUGAACCCCUGGAACCAAUCCCGAUGGAUCAGCAGCGCGAGCUCUUGAAGUGGAUGUUGGAGGAGAAACGGAAAGUGAAAACAAAAGAUCCUCAAGAGAAAAAGAAAAUAGAUGAAGAAAAGGCGCUGCUUAAACAAUUGAUUCGAGCAAAGUCCAUUCCGUCUUUGUAAAUGAUUGUUCAUACAUGUGGAAUUGUACAUUUGGUUUGUUGUAUGUCGUGUAAAGUUGGAUCAUUGGGUGCAGUUCCUUCAGUUGUGUGUGUUGGAUCUCGAGUUCAAGGUUUGGUUUGGUUUUUAAAACAUUGAAUUGUAUGCUACAUGAAUCAUCUUGUUUGUUCAUACUCAUAGUGUUGAUGUUAAGGAGUGAAUUUAAACUUGUUCAUGCAA